AGACUUCAAUAUGCAAAACAUUAUCUCUCAACCAACUAGAAUAACAUCCACAACGGAGUCCCUAAUUGACCUUAUUGUUACAACUAAAGCAAACAUGGUUCGUCAAUGCGGCGUGCUGCCAUUGGGCAUAUCUGAUCACAGUUUAGUUUACGCCACUUUGAAGUUGAAAUCCAAAAGACCCCCUCCGAGGAUUGUCCGCUCAAGAAACUUCAAGAGAUGUAACAUUCAAGAUUUCAAGAAAGAUAUCGAACGAAUACCUUUUCACGUACUGGAUAUAUUCGAAGACAAAGACGACGUCCUUUGGGGCUGGAAUCUUUUGUUCAACGAUGUUUGUGAUGUCCAUGCCCCUUAUAAAGACGUCAAGGUUCGCAGCGUCUGUUCACCAUGGAUUAACAGCGAAAUAAGAUUAAAGAUGAACAAACGGUUUAAAUUAUUCAAAGUAGCCACUCGCACAAAAGAUCCGGUCAAAUGGAAGGAAUACAAAAGAUUACGUAAUGAAAUCACCACGGACGUACGUCGGGCGAAAACUAAACAUUUCAAGAACCAACUACUUGAAAUAAAAACCGCUGCGGAGUAUUGGAAUCUUCUUCGCAAUGCCACUGCACCAAAACUCAGAAAGGCUAUUGGACCCUUGAAGAGGGAAGACGGUUCUCUGGCAGUCGAUAGUAAAGAAAAAUCAAAUCUGAUGAAUUCUUUCUUUUCUAAUAUAGGAAUUAAUCUAACAAGGAACUUUUCAUUCACAAAAGUCAACGCUGCCACAACAUUAAAGUCAGUUCCUGUUAUCAAAGACGUUAUUUUAUCAAAAUCCGAAAUUGGAAAGUAUUUAUCAGAUCUUAAAUGGAAUAAAGCUACCGGUCCCGACCAGAUUUCUUCUAGAACUCUAAAAACUGCCGGGAAUGCGUUGGUCCAUCCAUUAUAUCAUAUUUAUUGUGAAAGUCUAAGAUCUGGCUACGUGUUUGAACAAUGGAAAGUGGCUAGGCUGAGCCCUAUCCACAAAAAGGACGAUGAGAGCGACAUGAGCAACUAUCGGCCAAUUUCUAUUCUCAGUAUACCCAGCAAGAUCCUUGAAUCAACGGUCUCUCAGAGAAUCGUCAACCAUACAUUCCACGAGCACAGUUUAGUCACUGAAAACCAAUGGGCUUAUAGGAAAGGCUUUUCUACUGAAUUAAUGCUUAUAAAACUGACAGAACAAUGGAGACAAGCGGUUGAUAACAGUAAAGUUGUCGGCGUAGUUUUUGUCGAUUUUCAAAAGGCCUUUGACUGUGUAUCGCAUAAAAUAUUGCUGCAUAAACUCGAGAUUGACUUUGGGAUCAAGGGCAACCUGGCUGCUUGGCUUCACAGCUACCUAAAGGGGAGGCGACAGUUCACAGUCAUUGACGGCGCAGCCUCUGAUUUUGCUCGCAUUAAUACAGGCGUUCCUCAGGGAUCAGUCCUCGGUCCAACCUUGUUCGCACUUUACACAAAUGAUCUACCUGAUAAUAUAACAAAUGCAACUGUUUUUAUGUACGCAGACGAUACCACCCUGUUCUGUAUCGGAGACACCGUAGACAUUGUUAUUGCCGAACUGAAUGCUGCUCUCAAGGAACUAGAGCUAUGGUGCUUAAGAAAUCAACUAUUGCCUCACCCCAAGAAAUGCGAAGGCAUGCUAAUUCAUCGAGGAAACUUCACUGGUCCACUACAGUCAUUAAUACUGAUGAAUCAUUGUAUAAGAUGGGUUAAACACACCAGGCUGCUUGGAGUCUAUAUUGAUAAUAGACUUAACUGGGACUACCAUGUCAAAGCACUAAAGAUCAGCUUUGCAAAUAAGCUUAACAUGCUGAAGCGCAGCUUGUUCUUACCAAGACCCAUGCUACUGGACUUAUACUUUAAAAAAUUAUUGGCAAGGACUCAGGCAAGGAAAAACCAGCUUGUCAAAAAGCGUGAAGAACUUGAAGCAUGCAGAGCUAAGAGAAAUUCGCCCAUUCAUGAUAGAACUCGGCGUCCCUUGUCAGAAGACAACACUGACAGCUGCUCGGCUGAGGUGGAUACUGAUGACAUCAAAAGACGCAGAAUUGGCAGUGAGGACAGUGGCAAAAGUGCUAUUUUGCAAAAUUCCAAGGACAUUGAUGUUAAUAGCCCAUCAGUUCAGGCAAGAAAAGAAAGGCUGAUGAAGAUGCAACAGAAAGAUCAAGAAAAUGGUGCAACGCCAAAGAAACAUUGGAAAGCUGUAACCCAAGGAACUGGAGUGAACAAUUGCAAUGUCAGUAGCCCUAGUGUAGCAUCACGAUCUGCAGCAUUCCAAGCCAAUGCUGCAAAGGAUCAACAGAAGGAGAAUAUAAACGACAAGAAAUAUCUUGAGCCUCAGGCAUCACAUACCCCUAGUAAACUGGCUGAGGCACGGAGUGUGUUUGAGAAUGGUGUGUCAACAAAAAGCAGAGUGAAUAUUGAAAAAGAGAGAUUUAUACCUCCCCCUAAGCCCCCGAGAGUGGCAGUCACUGAGGACAUUUCUGAUGAAAGCUCCGAAGAACAGUUGCAAGCAGCUAAGAGAAAAGCUCCAUCUCCACCAAAGAAUACUAAAGGAAACAAAGGCAGAGAUCAAAAUAGCAACUCUGUGAUCAAACGGAAAGCUCCAGAACCUCCUACAACUUGUCAGGAUCAAAGACAGAUUAAGAAUGACAAUAAGAGUGAUAUGGCAAAAAUCAGCAAAGGUGCAGAUGAAAAAAAAAAGGGUGCCAAAACAAGUCAAAGACGUUCAUCCACUGAUGAGGAAGGCAAUGGAAACUUUUCCUCUGUUCCAGUCAAACGGGAAAGGAAAGGAAGUGUUGAUGAUUUAAAUGGUGUCAACAAAGCUGAUGGUGAUCUACCUAUGCCAAAACCACGAAAAAAAGUGAUUAACUUGAAUGAAGCAGGCAAUGAAGCACAGGAAAGAUGUGCUGACAAUAAGAAAGUGAAAGAAAAUAGAAGGGAAGAAACUUCAGAUGACAAAGUGACUAUUGUUGCCACUCCAGUUGGCAGUGAUGAGAGAGUGAAGCUGAAUCAUGGAAAGCAACUGACAGAAGAAAAACCACAUGUCAUCCAGGCCUGUGUGGUUGAAGAGAAAAGCCCAAAAGUUGUUGUUGCAAACAGGGAAAUCACUGGAAGCAUUGUUACCGUCAAAGCAGUUUCCUGUGAUAAUUCAGAAGAAAAAAGGAUUGAGAACAAAAGGGAAAAAACCAGAGUCAAUGCAGUGAAAGAAUCCAAAACAGAGAAACCUCCAAGUGCUGCCAAAGUAGCUGACCAGGAUUCCAAACAGGCGGUAACACCUGUUGUGUGGGAGAAACAGGCCCAAGGCUCUUCAAAGAAGCCAAGAAAAUCUACUAAAAGAGAGGAGUUUGCAUUUAAAGUUCCUAGAAGACCUACCAAAGAGUCCCACUUUGAUCCAAAUGAAACAAUCAACCUUAACGAUGUAAACAUUCAUGAAAUGACAUUCACCUUUGACUUUGGUCAGUUCGAUGAACUUGAGAAAGAGAGGGAGGGCAUUUUUCAAAUGAGCUAUGAAGAGAAGUGUAAACAGCUUGAGAAAGAACAAAAGAGAGAAGAGAGGAAGAGGAAAGAAACUGCUUCAACAUCUUCCAUGGAGUCUGAUAGAGAGGAAAGAGGCACCUACCAAUCUGGAUACAACAGCCAGACUAGUGAACAAUAUGCUACCAAGACAGUGCACAAGCCUAAACAGCCAUAACACGAAAAAUUUUGCCCUGACCCUGUCUAGGUCAUCAUACCUCCCUCUUUUAAAGUAUUAUCAAACUAAUCUUCCCCUUUUUUGCCAUAUAGGUCAGAAAAUCUCAAUAUGGACACUUCAAGAAAUAUGGCAUCAAUCCAAAGAAAAAGGUGGCAAGUUUUCCUGUUACAGAAAAUGGUCUUCUUCAUCCUGGAACACCCCUUUAUGCAGCUCACUUCUAUCCUGGUCAGCAUGUUAAAAUUCAAGGAGUCAC
This is a messenger RNA of Pocillopora verrucosa, 3950 nucleotides long. RefSeq lists its product as uncharacterized. The record is from RefSeq and is a predicted model, not a curated record. Gene Ontology annotation, molecular function: catalytic activity. NCBI's taxonomy places the organism in Eukaryota, Metazoa, Cnidaria, Anthozoa, Scleractinia, Pocilloporidae.